CGGUAAUUGAUACAGUUACACAUAACUCGUGUUUAUAAGAUAGUUCGUUUUAUAGACACGACAUUCAUUGACUGUACUUACUUACAAUCAUCGGUGGAAGUUUUUGAUUGAUUUGUCGAUUUAAAAAAAUGUUUUUAAUUUGGUAUUUCUAAUUUUACAAGUUUCCACAUUAGGUAUACCUAUACCCACUUAAUGAAAAUCAAAUAAUAAACAUUAAUUAAGAAUAUCUUUUUAUUUCAUUAUUUAAUCAAGCGCUUAAUUUAAGCCAUUUUAUUAACCUAUUUUCCAGAUUCAAUUGGCAUGUAAUAGAAAAGCAAAACUUUUGCACGUGAACAAUGUUUUUUAGUUUACUCUUUCAGGUAGAAGAAGAGUAUUAAUUUAAAAAAGUAUUUGUGAUAAGUUUUCUGGACUUUUUGACAAAAGAUACACAAUGAAGACUAUUAUUGUAUGUUGUUUUAUGCUUUGUAUACUGAUUAGCAGUAUUAUUCUCGCUGACGCUCAGUGGUGCAUCCAGGGUGAGAAGAAGAAAAUCGACUGCAACUUUUGCCAUUGUAACUUCGGUCGGUGGGUGUGCACAAGGAGAGCUUGCUUACCAGACGAAAUAACAGAUGGUUUUUCGGUAGACCACUAUGGCAACAAUCCGACAGAGGACAGAUGCAAACAAGGUGAGAGGAAAAUGAAAAAGUGCAACAGGUGUCACUGCUCCAGAGAUAAUGUGUGGGUAUGCACAAAGAUGUUUUGCUAUGAAGAUGAUCCAUGAAGUGAGUAAAGACACAAAUAUUUUAAAUUGCAGAUAUUUUUUCUUGUAGACAAAAGGGAUUAAUAUUAAUAGUAGGUUUAGCAAAU
Messenger RNA from Tribolium madens (black flour beetle), 846 nucleotides. RefSeq names its product serine protease inhibitor I/II-like. The record is from RefSeq and is a predicted model, not a curated record. Lineage: Eukaryota; Metazoa; Arthropoda; Insecta; Coleoptera; Tenebrionidae. The transcript is spliced from 4 exons. Gene Ontology annotation, molecular function: peptidase inhibitor activity. Bases 431 to 760 code for a protein of 109 amino acids.